AUGGCAUCCUUCAAAUAUUGUGCAGUUGUAGUAGUAUGGAUAGCAUCUAAUGUUAUCUUAAUGGCAACGACUAUUCUGUCGAAAUCGUCGUCAUCAACAGAGGCAGAGGCUCUUCUCCACACCGGUUGGUGGGGGAAUACUAUUACGGUUAACACUUCUGCAAGUCAUUGCGAGUGGUCUGGCAUAACUUGCGAUGAGCUUGGAAAUGUCAUUGGGAUAGACCUUUCUUAUUCCUAUUUAGGGGGAGAGCUGGAGAAAUUGAACAUGUCUUCCUUUCCAAACUUAGAAAGUCUCAAUCUCAGCCACUAUGGGCUCGAUGGAAGCAUCCCGUUUGAAAUCGGAAGGUUGUCGAAACUCAAUUACCUUCAGCUUUCUGCCAAUCUUCUUACAGGUAUGCUGCCUUUUUCCGUUGCCAACCUCACUCAAUUACUCGUGCUUGACAUUUCUUUCAAUGAUAUUAGGGGCUCUAUCCCCUCAGAAAUUGGGAGGAUGUGGAAGCUUACCUCGCUUCAACUCUCUAGCAAUAAUCUUGCAGGUACACUACCCCUUUCCCUCGCUAACCUCACCCAAUUACUCGAGCUUUACAUUUCUUCCAAUAACAUUAGGGGCUCUAUCCCCUCAGAAAUUGGAAGGAUGCGGAAGCUUACCUCUCUUGUACUCUCUGGCAACAAUUUUACAGGUACACUACCUGUUUCCCUCGCUAACCUCACUCAAUUACUCGAGCUUUACAUUUCUUCCAAUAACAUUAGGGGCUCUAUCCCCUCAGAAAUUGGAAGGAUGCGGAAGCUUACCUCUCUUGUACUCUCUGGCAACAAUUUUACAGGUACACUACCUGUUUCCCUCGCUAACCUCACUCAAUUACUCGUGCUUGACAUUUCUUUCAAUGACAUUAGGGGCUCUAUCCCCUCAGAAAUUGGAAGGAUGUGGAAGCUUACAUCUCUUGUACUCUCUGGAAACAAUCUUACAGGUACACUACCUGUUUCCCUCGCUAACCUCACCCAAUUACUCGAGCUUGACAUUUCUUACAAGAACAUUAGGGGCUCUAUCCCCUCAGAAAUUGGAAGGAUGCGGAAGCUUACCUCUCUUCGACUCUUCGGCAAUAAUCUUACAGCUUGUCAUUUAUUCCAAUAA
Molecule: messenger RNA, 1131 nt
Organism: Cornus florida
Lineage: Eukaryota; Viridiplantae; Streptophyta; Magnoliopsida; Cornales; Cornaceae
Product: LRR receptor-like serine/threonine-protein kinase RGI5
Exons: 2
Coding region: 1-1131 (376 amino acids)
Molecular function (GO): protein binding
Source: RefSeq, a predicted model, not a curated record